Molecule: messenger RNA, 1988 nt
Organism: Paramecium pentaurelia
Lineage: Eukaryota; Ciliophora; Oligohymenophorea; Peniculida; Parameciidae
Source: the annotation of a GenBank genome assembly
AUGUAUUAAUCCUAAGAAAUAUUGAGUGAUGAAGAAGAUUUUGAAACUUAAUAAUAUCUAAUUAGGCAAAGACAAAGUAAAAUUAUUUAUAUAAUUUAAGUUGCUGAAUUAUAAUAGUAAUAUUAAUCUAAAAGGUAGGAGUUAGAUAAAUAUUUAAAGACUGAAGAAUCAAUUGUAUCUCCUAGAUUAUUCAAUUAUGAAACUAAUUACUCUACAAAUUAAACUUUGAAAAACUAAAUAAUAUCUACAGAACCUAAUUAGAAUUUAGAUAUUGCAUAAAAACAAUAAAAUUAAUUUUUAACAAGUUUUGCUUCUUUGAAUAAAAGGUCUUUAAUUACUCCUACAUCAGAUAGAAGAUCAGAAGUAUAAUAGAAUUCAAACUUUAAUACAAAUAAAACAUCUAAAUCUCCUAUUCAAAAUCCAAUAUUGUAAAAUAAUAAAAAGAUAAUCAUUAAAAAAGUUAAUCAUGAAACAUAAACACAAUUAACAGUCUCUUGUAAAAUACCUAUAAAUUCCAAAUUUUCAAUUUAAUUACAAUAAAAUUUGGACUCUAAUUUAAACAAGGCAACUCAAACAACAUAAAUUUUAAAAUAAAAAAAUUUAGUAUAGAAUUCAAAACCUAAAGUUUAAGAAACAAAUUCAAUAAAUAAAUAUACUUAAAGGUUUAAAACUGAAUAUAAUUGUGCAAAAGAAUAGAAUGAAUCAACAAAAAUAUAACAAAAUACAAAAAAGACUCCAAUGAAUAAAAAGUAAUUUGAAUAAUGGUAUAAGUCAUAAUAAAGUUGGUAUUACAUAUAUUUAUACUAGGGUUAAUAAAACUGAAAUGAAAGUGUUUUAAUAAAGAAUGGAAAAGGAAUAAAUGAAUUAGGAAUCUGAUUAUUAAUAAUAAAGUUUCAGUCCAAAGAUAUUAAAACAUUCUUAAGAUAUAGUAAAUCAAAAAUUCUCAGGUUGUUAGUUUAUGGAAAGAUAAUAGCAAUAUGAUAAUUAUUUAAAAAUGAAAUAACAAAAUAGAGAACAUGAAGAAAUUCUAGAAAGAUAAUCAUAGAAAUUUCGAAUGAGUCCAAUAUCUAAAUUAAUAGUUAGAAGUGUGACUCCAAAAUCAUAUAGAGAUAAUUCUAAAAACCAUACUGCAAAUACAUCAUGGUUUGGAAAUCAUAACACUCAAUGUUAUUAAUGAUUACUAUACUUUAAUAAAUAACAUUAUAAAAAUGAAAAUUCUAUAUAAUUUAUUGUUUCUUCUAGAAAUUAUUUUAGGUGCAGAACAGUGUUAAUGUUCAAAUUUUACUUAACCUUAAUAAUGUACAUAAUUUUAAGGAUGCAAUUGGAAUGGGAAAAAUUGUUAUCAACCAAAUUGUACAGAAAUUAUAUCAUAAUCAAAAUGUAUAAGUCCUUAAUGUGCUUGGUAUUUGGAGAAAUGUCAUGAUGGAUAAUCUUGCAAUUAUUAUACAGAUAAAUAAAUUUGUAAUCAAAUAUUUGGAUGUAUCGCAAAUGAUGGAUAUUGUCUUCCUUAUGAAGAUUGUAAUUUUACAACCUAAGAAAAGUGUCAAGGCAUUACUCCUACAGGAAUAUAAUGUUUUUGGAAUUCAUAAACUUAGAGUUGCCUUAAAUUUUAAAGUUGUAAUAGAUUAUCAUUGGAUAAUAAUGAUUGUAAUUCUAUACCUUAUUGUAUCUAAAAGAAGAAAUAAUGUGAGAAUUUUAGUAACUUAAAAUGUUCUGAUAUGGAAAGUGUAUUUUCUAUCAUCAUUAUUAGUAAUAAGAUUGUAGCAGAAUGGCAUAAUAUGAAUGUUCAUGGUUAAAUGAUAAAUGUCAAUAUGUUGCUUGUUCUACUUACACAACUCCAUUAUCCUGUAGUGUUAAUUCUUGUACUUGGAAUGGAUCAUCUUGUUUAUAUUGUCCAGUAAACAUUUUAUAUAUAAAUAUAGAUAGAUAAUUCUUAUAGUAAUUUAAUAAUCAUUUUAAAUCUACUUAUUUCGAUAGUAUUAUUUUGA